AUGGCUAAACGAGAACGAUUAUUUGGCGAAAAGUUUAUAAACUUCGGCACAACACAAAUGGAAGGCAUAACCGACAACAAUAUCUACACCUUUGACCAAAUCUACAACAACUACCUGUCCUUUAUGAAAGAGCACUUCAAUAACUACAUCCGAGACAUACGAGUGGAACAGGAGUUGAUAGACAGGCACCGGGAGGCCACCGACAAGUGCCUGUCCUAUCUCAUUGAGAAGGACUACAGGGCCGACGUGGAGACCAAACUGAGCCACGACUUCGAGCUAUUCAUUGAAUACUGCAAUCACUAUAAGAAAUGUUUUCAACACUUUCUGGAACGCCUCACAAAUUACUUGCAAACAGCGGACAACUACUGGGACAGGGAGGCACUGGUCAGGGAGUGCGGGAAACUCAUACCGGAGGUGUACAUGGCUUUCGACCAGAAUAUACCCUACUUUGACGCCCAAAAUGAGCAUGCUCAGAUUGCCGAUGACUACUUCCGGGUGUUUGGCUACGACUUCCGGCAACUAUUGACACAACAUAUCGAGCAACACAUCCGCAGGUUUGAGGUGAACGUCGAGCGCCUGUACGCGGGGGUCAGGAAGUACGGGCCGGACCUGCAGUCAGAAUACCGGCGCCAGUCGUGUGCGCGCCGGUGGUUGAACUCCAGCAACGAGUGGCUCCACUCGGAUAAUAAGGUGUAUUUCCUGGCCCAUAGGGAACUGGAGGACAGGUGUGCCGAGUAUUGGCAUAAGUUUGGCGAUAUCUUUGAGCGUAAACUCAAUUCCGACACCAAAUUGGUUUUGAAUGAAGAAUAUUCCGAUUCUAGACGUAAUGAAAAUUUUGUAGCAGGGAUCAUUAUGUUGGCCGGUGUGGUGGGGGCUGGCGUCUCACUGGCACUGGGUGACCAUGUUACCUGUUUGAUCAUGGGGGUUGUGGCCUUGUUGGCGGUGCUUUAUUUUAUUACUAGAAAGUGUGUUAAGCCUAAGGACUUACGGGCCGUACUUCAUGGACAUGGGAUGGCUGUUGAAAUUGAGUGA
Oppiella nova is the source of this 1032-nucleotide messenger RNA. The record is from the annotation of a GenBank genome assembly. Lineage: Eukaryota; Metazoa; Arthropoda; Arachnida; Sarcoptiformes; Oppiidae.